AAUUUGCACACUCUGACAAAAGAUGGAGGCCUGUCUGGCGGUGGAGAGAGAGCAGGAGAAGGUCGUCAAGAAGCUGAAGGCGGUGUCCGGAUCGGCCACGGAGAAGCUGCAACAAGUCCUCCACCAAAUACAGGCGCUGAAAGAGUUACUGACAGCUGCUGGUGAGCGAGACCGUUUACCCUCUCUCUCCGUCCAUGUGUUUGUGCAGCUCCGGACGCGAAGGUGAGCGAGGCACAGAGAGAGGCUGUUCGUCAGUGCCUGUAUAGCAUCAAGGAGGCCGCGCAGGCUGCCUCCAACGAACACAAAGACAUGCACGCCACUAUAUCCAAACUGGGCAAGGCCAUUGACAAGAACUUUAGUGCGGACAUCUCUGCUAUGAAUGUGGACGGUGCGUUCUCCGGUCAGCCGUGUCUGGAGCUGAAUAGAGUAAUCUGUGAGCACUUGUUCCGGCAGGGGAAGAUGGAGGUUGGAGAAACUUUGAUGAAGGAGGCGGAACUGGAGCUGGACCAGUCGUACCUGGGACAGUUCACAGAACUCAACCUUGUUCUGGAGGCACUGCGAUCUCGCAAUGUUGAACCUGCUUUAGAAUGGGCGGUGGUCCACAGGGAGCGGCUGCUGGCCCACGGCAGCUGUCUGGAGUUCAAACUGCGACAGCUCAAGUUCCUCUCUCUCCUCAGUGGAGGCCACACCUCAGAGGCUCUGGCAUACGCUAAAAUCCUCGGCCAGUUUGCCCCCAAACACAUCUUCGAGAUCAAGAGGCUGAUGGGUUGCUUCCUGUUUGCCCACCGAGGUCUGGAGCAGAGUCCAUACGCCGACCUCCUUGACCCCUGGCACUGGACGGAGGUGGCGGACAUGUUUGCCAGAGACGCCUGCAAGCUCCUCGGCCUUUCUCUGGAGAGUCCUCUCAGAGUCAGUCUGUCUGCAGGGUGUCUGGCUCUCCCGCAGCUCCUCCACCUGCGGUCGGUCAUGGUCCAGCGACAGGUCUCCGACAUUUGGAGUAGGGACGAGCUCCCUUGUGAGGUCAACCUUGGCUGGGAGAGACGCUAUCACUCUGUCUUCACCUGCCCCAUCCUCAGGCAACAAACCACUGAUGGAAAUCCUCCGGUAAGACUGCUGUGUGGUCAUGCCAUCUCCAGAGAUGCAAUGAAGAAGCUCAUCAUCCAGUCACGCAGCCGACUCAAGUGCCCCUACUGCCCCAUUGAGAUGCUGGAGGGCGAAGUUCAGGAGAUAAAGUUCUAGCCCCACCCACUGAACUGAUCCACAACCCACUGUAUCACUAUCAUCACUCUUCUCUCAGUUCUUUGCUAACUCAUCCUGCACCAUGACUUUCGGAAUUAUACGACUUUCAUGAGAUAAUACAUUUUGUUCAUUUUGGUUCAUCACACAUACCGGCCGGUUGACUGAGUAACAAAGAUCAUUAUUUGAGAGGAGAAUCAGUGAAAAUGGGAUGAUUAUGAAUGAAUGGACUUGUGAUGUGAAGGGGUUGAUUGAUGAAUAGUGAUAAUGGCAAAGUGAGGGUAGAGGGUUCAUUGUUACAAGUCUAUAUACACAGUCUUACAUCAUAUCUCGAUAGGACCGUUCGGUCCAGUCAGAGCCACCACAGCCUGUCCCCUCCCCCACCCCUUCUCCUCAA
Molecule: messenger RNA, 1633 nt
Organism: Geodia barretti
Lineage: Eukaryota; Metazoa; Porifera; Demospongiae; Tetractinellida; Geodiidae
Source: the annotation of a GenBank genome assembly